GAGAGAGAGAGAGAGAGAGCGACUGUGCACAAAACAGCUCGCCUCCUAAACGAGGGAAGAAAGCCCCCAUCCUCCUCCUCCUCCAUUGAAGAAGAGACCUUGCUCCAGCUGUUCCGACAGCCCAACAAAAUCCAACCUUUCCAUUCAUACGCCCAUCUGUUGAUCGAUCAAACAUCUGUAGGAAAGCGCAUCGCUCGCUCCUUCUCUCUGCUCUGCUCAAAACAGAGCAAGAUCUUCUCUGUAGGGGAAGCAGGCAAACGGGGGUCGCGCCCAUCAAGAACCGCCGGAGCUAACCCACCAAGAAGAGACAAGAGUUUCCCGCAUGGCGGACACCCUCUUCUCGAGCCUCUCCGACGACGUCGUCCUCAACAUCUUCUCCAAGCUCGAGGGCGACCCCCGCCACUGGGCCCGCCUCGCCUGCGUCUGCACCAAGUUCUCCUCCCUGGUCCGGAACGUCUGCUGGAAGGCCAAGUGCUGCGCCGCCAUCCCCUCCGUCGUCGCCGACCUCGCCGGCGCCGCCUCCGCCUCCGCCGCCUCGCCCCCCGGCGGCUGGUCCUCCCUCCACAAGCUCGCCGUCUGCUGCCCUGGCCUCGUCCACGCCGGCGUCCUCCUCGAGAACUCCGACUUCGGCCUCGAGCGCGACCUUGGCCCCAACGAAGAUUACUCGAGAUCGGAUCGCCCCCGACCCGAUUCUUGCUCCUCCGCCGCCGCCGCCUCCUCCUCGAGUAAGUGCCGUGAGAAUUCGGAACCCGUCGAUAGUUGUCCUUGGUCUCUGUACGAUGAUCUGUACUUUGAUACUGUUUACAAUACGUCCGAGUCGCAAGAGGGUGUGCGAUGGGGGGAUGAGGAUGUGGCUGUGGAAACAGGGUAUGUGAAGGUGGGUGGAUAUGGCAAUGCGUGCAAGAGGAGGAAAAUUUGGCGGUCGAUGCGGUCGCAUUUGGCAUCCAGCGUUUGGAAUUUGUGCCGGGAACAGGGGAUUAAGCUGCUCGCGAGCCGGUUCCGAGGAGACUGCCUGUACAUCUGUGACUGGCCUGGCUGCGUCCACAUCGAGGAGAAGAGGAAUUACAUGCUUUUCCGUGGGGUGUUCAAGAAUUUCAAGCGGUCCAUGGUUUGGAGGACGAUAAACGAUGGGAAUAGGAGCAAGAUCAACUUGAAUUGUGCCUUCUGCUCGUGUAAGGAGACUUGGGACUUGCACUCUGCCUUCUGCUUGAGGCGGAGCUACGGGUACCAUGACGAUGGCGAGCCGGUUGUUCGAGCUUAUGUCUGUGAGAAUGGACAUGUCUCUGGGGCGUGGACCGACUUGCCACUUUAUACUUGAUGGCUACCUUCCUGUGUCGGUCUCUAUUCCUGCCUUAUUGUCUUUGAUAUUGUGUUGUUGUUUAGCAGUGCUUAGCUGAUUUAUGUUUGCUUAUCUAUGAUUGAUCAUGUUUGUUGCAAUUUUAUCUUGUUAUUGUCAAUUCAAGAUGGAUACUGUUAAAUGUAUCUUUGGUUCAAAUGUAAUAUCAGAUUGGUAUGA
Messenger RNA from Syzygium oleosum, 1516 nucleotides. Its product is annotated as phytochrome A-associated F-box protein. The record is from RefSeq and is a predicted model, not a curated record. The transcript has a single exon. Lineage: Eukaryota; Viridiplantae; Streptophyta; Magnoliopsida; Myrtales; Myrtaceae. The coding region runs from base 323 to 1318 and encodes 331 amino acids. Gene Ontology annotation, molecular function: protein binding.